Diachasmimorpha longicaudata is the source of this 2314-nucleotide messenger RNA. RefSeq lists its product as uncharacterized. Bases 179 to 2170 code for a protein of 663 amino acids. NCBI's taxonomy places the organism in Eukaryota, Metazoa, Arthropoda, Insecta, Hymenoptera, Braconidae. The record is from RefSeq and is a predicted model, not a curated record. The transcript has a single exon.
GCAUGAUAAACGGAAUUAAGUUGAUGGAAGGGGUUCCUAAAUCGUAAAAUGAUCCGGUGAUUCAUAAGUAAAAUUAGUCUUUGUUUCACGAGCCUUGACGGGUAGAUGGGUUUCCACUCCAGUUUUCUCUUAUCCGUCAUAAACAGUCUGGAACAUUUUAGCGAGUGUACGUAUUCCAAUGGGUAUUCACAAUUUACACAAAUGUCAUUUAUUUGACAAGGAAAAUUAUGAGGUCACCUACCUUCAAAAUACUUUCUUGGUCAUUGAUUGGGCCAAUAUAUCUGCUAGGCUUUAUGACGGAGUGGCAAACAGCAGUGCAAAAUUGGGUGGAAAUUACGAUAUAUUUGGAUGGAAUACUAAGCUAUUUUUUUCGACUUUGAAAUCCUGCAAAAUCACUCCAAUUCUCGUGUUGGACGGACUUCAGAGCUAUCUGAACUAUUGGGUAAAUCAUCCCACAAGAAAUAGGAAAAGCUACGGUAAAAAUAGAAACUGCCUGCCACUGCUUACUCCUCACAUAGGGUAUAAUAUUGCGAGGAAACUUGGAAUUCAAGUGAUAAGGCCCCUAGCUCCAGCUGACGAUACUGUUGCAGCUCUCGCUACAGCUUAUGAUUGCCCAGUUUUAAGCGGCGACUAUGAUUUUUAUUUCUAUGGGGUAAAAUUCAUACCCUAUAGCAGUGUACAUAAACAACCUAUCCCAGGUGAUGGUGGCCCAUCAAUAUUAUGUGAGCUGUACAACCCCUGUACGUUGUUUAAUGAGUUGAGUGAGUUCAAACCAUCGUUCCUCCCGUUGGCCCUCGAACUGCUGGACACGAAAAACAUGAAUUCCGCAUUAUGGAAAAAUUUUUAUUACGAAGUUUCGGAGAAUCAGUCAAUUUUAAGUAUUCUCAAUUGGUUAAGUCAAUUUAAAUCAUUGGAGAACGCUGUGGCAGCGAUUGUGAAGCACAUCAGCGUUGAGAAAAGAGAAAAGGUCGCAGACUAUCUCGAGAAGAGAAUAUGGGAAUUUGGGACUAUCUCAAGUGACAUUCUACCAUAUUUACCACUGGAUACCACAAAAGUUGAUUAUCUCAAGAAAAGAAGGCAGGAACAGCGUCUUCAAUUUCGCCGAUAUCUUGACGUGACCAGAAAACGUGACUCACUGAGAGGCGAGGAUGACGCAGAGAUCGAUAAAUCGGAUAAGAGCAAUGAAUGCGAUUUAAUAACCGGAGAGAUGAUCAUCGCCGAAGCUCCUGAUUGGUGGUGCCGAAACUUCAUCACAACAGGGUCGCCGAUCGGUAUUGUUGAUAAAUUAUUAAUGUAUUACAUUAGAAUGAUCAAAUUCGAGAAGAAUGAAUCGUUUCAUCCAGCACACGAAGGAGAACUUCCAAUGCUCAUCCGAAUUUCUGAACUGAUAAUAUCGACUAUGGAAGACAGAGAGUAUGUGCUUAAUGUGCCGAUAACAGAUCGUGAUUGUGAAGUCAGAUCUAUCACACUGAAGAAAUGGCCCGUAAAUUUAGACCAAUUACGGUCAGAUGCAGCAGCUAUGAGAAUACGAUUGAUUAAUGAGACUUUUGGAAUCAGAAAUCAUGAAAAUCUACACAAACUUCCAGAGACGUGGAGACUCUACGUCGUUACCAUAACAUAUUGGAUGAAGCGAAAAUGUGAAAUAGUUCAAACUGAUGCUCAUUUAUGCUCUUUAUUAUUCACAAUGCUGUUGGGACUUAUCGAUGAUAAAAUUGGCUUCUUUCGACGCACAGACGAUUCGAAAGUCUACGAAUGUGAUAAAUAUCAGGUCGAUGAGUCCAAUGAAUACGAUACUCUAAAUGUUUCUGAGGACGACUGUUCUGCUGCGGCUAAUUUCUUCCAGUCACAUUCGAUGAUGGGGGAUGAGGAAUUUGAGCAUGUGAAAUCAAAUAAUGACUCUGAGAAUUUCGAACAAAAUUUUUGGGAGUUUCAAAAGUGCUUCCAAUAUACACACCAAUUCAAUGCAUUACUGGACUAUCCCUACACCCCGUCACCUCUCCACAAAUUCUACAAUGCAACAUUAUUGUACCAUGUCUUCACGAAAUUCUUGAAAGCAGAGGACAUUGAUGAGAGCGUGAUGGAGAUUUUAGAAAAAUCCCCGGGACUGAUUUCUGUUUUUGAGAUGCUCAAAGAUGUCGUUCUACAUGAACUAAAUGAAUCAAUUACGUAAAACAUUGUUCUGUAUUUUUGUUACGUGCUAUUUUUUUUUUUAAUUUUAAUGUUUAUAAUGUUCUUUUGAUAACAAUUUGUGCUUCGCAACUCUGUAAACCCAUAUGCCGAAUAACUGAUUAAAACAUACUUUUUUGAAGAUAUA